GCUUCCAACUCAAUCCGGCAUACAGGUGGCCUUCAUUAGCGCAAAGACGAAGGUUGCACCUCUCAAGGUUCUUUCAAUCCCUCGUCUAGAAUUGAAGGCUGCUGUCCUUGGAAUCAACCUUCUUGAGGCUAUCCAAGGUUAUCACACCUAUCCCAUAAGUCGACGAGUUUUUUGGAGUGACUCCAGUACAGUACUAGCCUGGAUUCGAUCAGACCACCGUCGUUACAACAAAUUCGUUGCCGUUCGCAUCGGUGAAAUUCUCACAGCAACUGAUGCACGCGAGUGGCGAUGGGUCCCCUCUGAAAUGAACACUGCCGACCUCGCUACCAAAUGGAAGAAUGGCCCCAACUUCCUACCAACUAAUCCAUGGUUUUGUGGUCCGGCGUUUCUUCACCAACCUGAGGAAUGCUGGCCUCAACCAUCCCAGGCCAGUCCAACUAAAGAAGAACUUCGAUCAAGUCACACUCAUUACACAGCUCCUCAGUUAAUUGACGUAUCCAGAUUCAGCCGGUGGACGACGCUACAGCGAACAAUGGCUUUCGUGUUCCGAUUCAUCAACAACCUGCGCCGUAAAAGAUGUGGAUCCAAGCUGGAACUGGGCGUCUUCGAUCAGCACGAAUUAAAACGUUCAGAAGAAGCACUAUGGAAGGUAGCCCAAGCUGAAGCCUUCCCAGAAGAAAUCACCAUUCUUUCUGGGUCACAAGGGUCUCCCGAAGCGCGACACGACCGUGUUGCCAAGUCAAGUUCGAUCUACAAGAACUGGCCAUAUCUCGACGAGCGUGGGAUACUUCGGAUGCGUGGUCGAAUCGGUGUCGCAUCCUUUGCACCGACCGAAGCUAAGUACCCCGCCAUCCUUCCCAGGCAACACCUAAUUACGUUUCUUCUUACAGACUGGUACCACCGCCGUUUCCGCCACGCCAACCGAGAGACCGUAACCAACGAAAUGCGUCAACGUUUCGAAAUCGCCAAGCUUCGUGCUCUGAUCGCGAAGGUGUCGAAGACCUGCAUGAUUUGUCGACUGAGAAAAGCCAUGCCCAGUCCUCCCGCAAUGUCACCGCUUCCGAAAGCCAGGCUACAACCGUUCGUCCGACCAUUUACCUACGUCGGAUUGGAUUACUUCGGACCUGUAAUGGUGAAAGUAGGUAGAAGUCAGGUGAAAAGAUGGGUAGCCCUAUUUACCUGCCUCACUAUUCGUGCCGUGCACUUGGAGGUCGUGCACAGUUUAUCGACGGAAUCGUGCAUCAUGGCAGUGCGCCGUUUCAUCGCACGUCGUGGUUCCCCUGCUGAGUUCUACUCGGACAACGGAACAUGUUUUCAAGGCGCUAGCAGAGAGCUAAAAAGGGAAGAAGUACAGGCAAGGAACAACGCUCUAGCUACUACGUUCACGAAUGCGAAUACUCAAUGGAGAUUCAUUCCACCAGCGGCUCCACAUAUGGGUGGAGCGUGGGAGCGUCUAGUUCGAUCGGUGAAAGUGGCAAUGGGAGCCGUAGCUGACGCUCCUCGCAGACCAAGUGAUGAAGUCCUGGAAACGAUUCUCGUAGAAACCGAAGCGAUGAUCAACACGCGACCGCUCACCUACAUCCCACUCGAAUCGGCAGACCAAGAAGCUCUAACGCCUAACCACUUUCUGCUGGGAUCUUCCAAUGGUGACAAGAUCCGGCCGGACGAACCUAUUAAUAGCCCGGCGGUCCUGCGUAGCAGUUGGAAGCUAGCACAGGCCAUCACCAACGAGUUCUGGUCAAGAUGGGUGAAGGAGUAUCUGCCAGUGAUAACACGAAGAGGAAAAUGGUUCGAAGAAGUUCGGGACAUAGCAAUCGGUGAUCUGGUGUUGGUAGUGAGUGGAACGGUGAGGGACCAGUGGACUCGAGGACGAGUGGAAGAAGUUAUUCCUGGACGGGAUGGACGAGUCCGUCAGGCCCUAGUCCGGACAGCAUCUGGAGUACUGCGACGACCAGCAGUGAAACUAGCGGUUCUCGACGUUUCGGAGAGUAGUAAACCUGAUCAAGGAGAUCCAGUGCAUCAGGAGCAUCACCAGGGUUUACGGGUGGCGGAAUGUCACGACGAGACCCCCCGUCGCAACUCAACUGUGGCCGGCAGAGACAGACCGAUCUACAAUGGCCUGUCGGACGAUCCUCUGGCAACGACGGGACAAAGGAGAAAAACGUAAACAUCAUUGGAACAAUACGGUAUUCAGAAAUCGAUCGUAGAUGUUCAGUGAUUUAUUGAGUUCUAUAAAAACUUAAUAUUCCUACAGUAAAAGUGUCUAACGUUAGUCUAGUUGAUUAUCCUAAAACUUAAACUAACUUACCUAGAGUAAAUACAGUUACGUAAACUAAUUAGAACGAAACCCAUGCUAGUGAUUAAUGCUAAUAUGUGCUAUCACGGGAAUUGUUUACACCAGGUAACAUGUGUAUUCCUUUGGAAUCGGUAGAAACCGAAUUCUUACGCUGAUUUAUGCUUUAAUUUAGGACAUCUACUACAUGGGUUAGAACUUCAACGCAACUAGAACAUAUUAAAGCUACUUAUAACCAUAAUUAGAUCGUAAGUAAAUGAAAUUAUUAUCGCUGUUACAUAACCUAAAUAUGCCUAUAUGCAGUACAGUAAAUUCCCAAAUUAAUACCCGUGAAGGCGUGAUAGGAUCCUAACAUUUCCUAAGGUCACCAAAAUUCUUAAAGCUUACCGCACAACAAAAUCGGUUUGCUCACUGGAGUUGGAAACUUAC
Messenger RNA from Ochlerotatus camptorhynchus, 2722 nucleotides. RefSeq lists its product as uncharacterized. The coding region runs from base 305 to 2167 and encodes 620 amino acids. The record is from RefSeq and is a predicted model, not a curated record. Gene Ontology annotation, biological process: DNA integration. Lineage: Eukaryota; Metazoa; Arthropoda; Insecta; Diptera; Culicidae. The transcript is spliced from 2 exons. Gene Ontology annotation, molecular function: nucleic acid binding.